Molecule: messenger RNA, 561 nt
Organism: Rotaria sp. Silwood2
Lineage: Eukaryota; Metazoa; Rotifera; Eurotatoria; Philodinida; Philodinidae
Source: the annotation of a GenBank genome assembly
AUGACUCUCGACCUCUACUGGUCUCAAUAAAAAUCCAUCAUCACCUAUAACAGAAAAUUUUCUCAUUUACCAGUAUUUUCUUUUGACAAAAAUCAAUUAAAAUUAAAAUUAAUUGAAUCGAACAAUGCAUGUUUAACAACUUCAUAUAAUCAUACAAUUUUAAAUAACAUUAAUAACCAUUUAACCUCUCCUAUUUUUACACAAAUAAACUCAAAAUAUGCUAUUAAAUCAAAUGAAUCGAUUUUUUUACAAUAUAACCGAAAUAAUAAUAUAAAUCUUUCGCAACAAGAAAUACAAAAAUUCAUACCAUUUAUUGAAAAAUUAAUAAUGUCUGAUCAAAUUCAUCAAGGUUAUAUUCGUUCAUGUAAUCGUGGUGAUAAAAAUAAUAAUAUACUAUUUUUUAAUAUCGGAGGAAAUUACCGAUUUUGUCCUCAAAUACGUGCACAUCAUCAAAAUAAUACAACAGCAAUUUUAAUUGACACAAAAAAACUCACAUAUAGUAUUCGUUGUACAGAUUCUCAAUGCAAUAAUAAAUUUUUAACUUGGAAUAUGCUUGAAUAA